ACCUCAGUCGGCUUGAACUUUGGACCGAACUACGGUCCAGUCGCUCCUCUGAAUCGCGGUAAGCAGAAGUCAUGGCUAACCCUCCCGUUAUCAUAUGGAAAGAUGAGGUUGAGCGCCUGCUGCGUUACCGAGAGCUGAUCCCCCGACUGGAAGUAGCUUUGGGGAAAUUCUCCUGGCGAGACAGCGCUGAACUGAUCCAGCCUGUGCGCACCACAGUGCCGCUGCAGAAACACGACGGAUUCAUGGGAUUGAUGCCUGCUUACAUGGAGAAUGACGGAGUCCUGAGCACAAAGUUUGUGUGUUUCUACAAGAGGGAGGACGGUUCCACUUUGCCAGCCACUCAAGCCACAGUAGUGCUGCUGGAUCCUGAGUAUGGGAAUGUCAAGGCUGUCAUGGAUGGAGAGGUCAUCACAGACAUGAGGACAGCUGCUGUCUCUGCAAUCUCUGCAAAGCUGUUGAUGCGUCCCGGGGCAGAGGUGUUGGCCAUCCUGGGAACUGGCAGACAGGCCCUGAGUCAUUAUAAUGUCUUCAUGGAAAUGUUCUCAUUUAAAGAGGUGCGAGUAUGGAGCCACACGAAGGAGAGGGCUGAGAGGUUUAGAGACUCCGUCAGCGGUCCUGUGACAGCUUGUGUCUCAGUGGAGGAGGCGGUGAGGGGAGCGGAUGUCAUAGUAACAGUAACCAGAUGUACUGAGCCGGUGCUCUUCGGUCAGUGGGUCAAAGCAGGAGCCCACGUGGCAGCGGUGGGAGCCUGCAGGCCAAACUGGCGGGAGCUGGAUGACGUGUUGAUGAAGGAGGCCGUGGUGUACGCCGACAGCAGAGAGGGAGCGAUGGCCGAGUCUGGAGACAUCAUACUCUCUGGGGCAGAGGUGUUUGCAGAACUUGGAGAUGUUAUUAACGGGACAAAACCUGCUCACAGAGAGAAGACGACAGUGUUCAAAUCUCUUGGGAUGGGGGUUCAAGAUGCAGUGUCUGCUAAGCUGGUAUUUGACCAAUGGAAAGCCAGACAUAGCCAACUAUGAAGUGGCCAUGUGUUUCACUGACAGAUCAACCUGCCACUGUAAUCAACAGAAAAUGAAUCACCAAUUAUUCUGAUAAUCGAUUUUUUAUGCAAGUUGAUCAGCUGAGGCUGAUGGGAGUGUCGUUUGAUAGUAUGUGGUCAAACUUUGACCAUCCAGUAGCAUGAGUGAAUGUGAAUGUGAAAUGUUACAGCAAUUAUUCCAGUAGCUGUUGAGAUGUUUAAGCCUGGACCAAAGUGGUACACUGACUGACUGACUGCU
This is a messenger RNA of Lates calcarifer (barramundi perch), 1277 nucleotides long. RefSeq names its product crystallin, mu (gene crym). Gene Ontology annotation, molecular function: thyroid hormone binding. Gene Ontology annotation, cellular component: cytoplasm. Gene Ontology annotation, biological process: thyroid hormone metabolic process. Lineage: Eukaryota; Metazoa; Chordata; Actinopteri; Centropomidae. The record is from RefSeq and is a predicted model, not a curated record.